GACAAUACUUCUAUCUCUAAGUGCAAGGACACUCUGUUAAACAUUUUAGAAGUUUUAGACGGUUUUACAAGAAGCAUGGAAUAUAACUUACAAUGGAUCGCCUGGGUGUCACUAAUUUCAUUCCACGCACUAACAGAGGUAAUUACUCUUAGCCCGGGCAGCUGCAAUUUCGAUGACGUCAUGAUAUGCGGUUAUACCAUUGAUGCCGCUGACAGCAGUUUUGAAUGGAAGGCAGUAAAACCUGGAGACAAUUUUCAAAGUACGCCUCCAAAGACCAUACAGAGUCCCUUCUUGUACCUCAACGCUCAAUUAGCCAGAGAAGGCCUCUCCACCACCCUCACUUCAGUGGUUAUCCCACAGUCUUACGGAAUCUGUUCUAUUAGCUUUCUGUACUACUUGUACACUUUUUACGAAGAUUACUUAUCACUAGAAGUAAGGGUACAAGGUCAGAGCGCCCUCUUAUGGAAACGGAAUAGUAGUCUAAUCAUAACCGAUUGGUUAGAUUCCGGAAAUAUCGACUUAGCAAAUAUUGCUAGAAAAGGAGAUUUCAAGGUCAUAUUUCGAGCAACCGUUUUGAAGAAGGCAUACGGCAAGGCAGCAGCGUCUUUGGAUGAUGUUGUAAUACAGGGUUGCCAAGAUUCGAAAAGUACAAGUCACGCCGCAACAAGAUCAACACAUCCUGUAACUUCAGCCGUUAACAUCAGCAUAACAUCAAUGUUAUAUAAAACAUCGCCUUCUACCAAACUUACCAGGACACCAAUAACAACGGCUAAACCGGCAACUCAUUCUUCGUCGUCAGGCUCUAAGAAAACGACCAACUACCCAACUACUACAUCAUACAGCCAGUCAACAUCCAGCAAUAUACCCACUUCGUCAACUACCAUGUCUACGUCUAGACUGUCAACUUCUAAUACUUCACCUACCUUAUCAAUCGCCUCUUCUACCCCUACUCCUUCAGCCAUUACAACCACAUCCACNAUUCUACCCCUACUCCCUCAGUCAUAACUGCCACCCCCAAUUCUACCCCUACUCCCUCAGUCAUAACUACCACCCCUACUUUUUCUAUUCAUGAAUCCACACCUACAACGCAACCUUCAACCAGACUCACCAACCGAAAUUUUUCUUCACUAAAUUCUUCAACUACCAAUGUAUCCACUCUAUCCAAUACUGAUGGACCUACAAAAAUAUCAAAAUCGACAUCUUCGUCAACAUCAGCUACGUUCAACUCUUCUGGCGUUACCCAGACGCUUUGGAUUAAGCUGACAACACGAAGAGGGACAUCUUUUGUGCAGGAUCGCAAGACUUCAACUGAUAGUCAAACAAUAAAUGAUCACUAUCGAUCACCCAAAACAUCUAGUUUACCGAAAGCACCAAUAACUUUGAGAGUGGCUGCAAGUACUGACCUGUCUGUACCACUGACAAGUAGUUUGCAGCCAGAGACCUUUCCUCCAACACAGAGUGAAGAGGAAAACGAAACUGAACUAAAGCAACAGCGUCAAACAAUAGCCGACAGUCAGACAGCCGUUUAUAUCGGCACCGGGGCUGGUGGAGCAGCUUUACUGAUAGGCAUAUGUGUAGUUCUCGCGGUGUUGCGGUGGAGAAGGAGACAGAGAGAACCACCAACAUUGUAUCUUGACCUCACCGAUUGCGCGACAGGCUUUGACAACAAAUGCGACGGAGAUGCCUGUGAUACGAAAGAUGCAAGACCGGAAAAUGAAUAUACCAUUGUUUAAACUGGUGUGAAUUGUACCCAAACAGUUAUAUAUUUGUAAAAUGUAAAUAUGUAUAUAUAUGUUCACCGAAUCUGCACUCUAACUCUAUCGUGCGUGGCAUGUUUGCCUUAAGAACUGCGUCCAUGAAACGCACUUAGGUGAACGCAAAAUCAAAGAAGUUAUGAGUCAAAUUAUAGGCGAAUUGUAUUCCAUAAAAACAAAUUUUGAUAGCGGUCCUGAUAUUUGAAAAAAUUUGACCAAUUAUCUUUUCAUUAUCAAAGGACUUGAGACGCAGAAGCAUAUUGUUGUAUUUAUAAGUUACGUAUUUCGAUGAAAUUCAGUCACAAAAACCCCUUUAAUUCUAAACAAAACAAUGGGCGUAUUUAUCUAAUUUUUCAGCUUGGUGGACGGAAAACAAAAGUGCCUGGUAAGCAGAAUAGCUCACAAACGCUUUCAAUAUUUUUCUGUCCGACUUUACUAUCUCUCUACAUCCGAAUAGGAGGUAUAAAACACGCUUUUAUAGGCAAGCUACAAUAGCAACAUAGGCCUACUCCUAUAUUUACUUUAAAGCUGGCAUCUGUUGAAUACUGAGAGGAAGGAAGAAGCCAAAUAUUAAUGCACAUUUAUAAACGGAGCUUAAUUAAAAACUUGUUUUAUGAUUAAAACCCAAGAUAAUCGAGGGUGUGACACAAACACAUCACGAAUCUUCACCGCCUCGAGGCUGCAGUUAUAUUUACUGAAAGCCACCACUGUUAAAUGCUGUGAAAAAAAAAGAAGCUAGAUAAUAACAUACAUACGUACCGAGGUCAAUUAAAAACCUAUUUCAUAACUAAAACCCUAAAUACAUCACGAGUCGUCGACUGCCUCGAGUUAUCAAUUGUAAUUUUUUUAAUUAUUCAAUUUUAUGUUAUUAAUAUGCUCUAUGUUGAGGCAAUCAUGCAAGGAUCCAUUGUGCUCAAUGACAACUUUCGUGAUGUAGGUAAUUAGAUAUCAAACAUCAUGCAGAUGUAUUCUUCUUAUUUCCAUUCUGUUUGGUGAUUUCAUUUUAUUCAAAGGCAUAGAAAAUCCUGUGACAUUCUGUACAGCUGCGAUAUUUGAUUCGAGCCAAGCAAUACUAGUUUUAGAUAAGUUAAUAUUUUCUGCAAUUGUUAUGUUUUUUUUUUUUUUUUAAUGUGGUAAAUGACAAAAUGUUUUGAUCAGUAAUUGAACAGACCUUUUAUAAAGAAGAUCAUGGGAUCUUUGGAUUUUGAAUUUGCUUGGUACCCGAUAAAACAAAGUUGAAAUUCAUGGGUGUCCAUCAGUUUGUUGUUUGGUAACACGUAAUUCCUUGCAACAUUUCGGCACCACUUUGUGUCUGUCGGCAAUUAUUCCUUGUCAGUAAUGUCAACAUCUCACACACUUAGCCAACUCGAAGGCAUUUGUACUUUUUACACACUAAUUGCCGUAAAUGCCCGUGAACUAUGGGACCUCUUGCUGAAAGGAUGCACGCUUGAACAGUCUCUCUGAACCCCUUUCAAAUGCAUUCAUAUGUGAUG
Molecule: messenger RNA, 3247 nt
Organism: Lingula anatina
Lineage: Eukaryota; Metazoa; Brachiopoda; Lingulata; Lingulida; Lingulidae
Cellular component (GO): membrane
Molecular function (GO): protein binding
Source: RefSeq, a predicted model, not a curated record